This is a messenger RNA of Benincasa hispida (wax gourd), 1468 nucleotides long. Its product is annotated as peroxygenase-like. Lineage: Eukaryota; Viridiplantae; Streptophyta; Magnoliopsida; Cucurbitales; Cucurbitaceae. The record is from RefSeq and is a predicted model, not a curated record. Gene Ontology annotation, molecular function: monooxygenase activity; calcium ion binding.
CUGUCGUGACAUUUUGUUAAAUCAACAGUAAACUGACGAGCAAUCACAUCAAACCAAGGAAUUUCAAGCGAGAGCGAGAGCGUUUAAUCAGACGAGAGCGAGAUUUACCUCGUGAGACUGGUGUAAGGUCAAUUUACGUAAUUUGAUAUGGCGAUGAUGUCAGCAGAUGGUCAAUUGACAUUAUUUUUUAAAAAUGGGUCAUUUGACAUUUUGGGCCCAAUUUUUGGGUCAUUCGUAUAAAUUUCCCAUGUUACGAAUUUUUUUUUUUUAAUUUAACAUGCGUAAGAGCUUCAAACCUCUCACAUUACGUACUUUAGUCAUAACUCAAAACAUAUUUUCUAUCGCAAACUAGCUAAUUUAUCAAGAGGUUAAAAAAAAAAAAUCUAUCAUAUCCAUAUUAUUGGGAGGAAAAAAAAGCUCACGUUGGUCAAUGGUAUCAUUUACGUGCAGCUUCAUCCAUCGCCUCCGUUUCCGGCCGUGUGAUCAGCAACGGCCUCUCUCUCUCUCUUUCUCUCUUUCUGAACAAAACAGCGCACUAACUCCGCAUUUGAUUUCAUCGCCAAAAGAAAAUAAAAAAUCACAGAAGACAAGAAGAAACAAACAAGUUAAAGAAUGGAAACAGAAGCGUCAGCGGAGGCCAUGGCAACGGCGGCCGAGAAGUCACCAAUCACUUCACACCGGAAAGUUCGAGACGAUCUCGAUCCCAAGCUCCCUAAGCCAUAUUUGGCGAGAGCUUUGGUGGCACCUGAUUCAGAAAACAUAAAUGGAACUUGGGGCCAUAAACACAAUGGAAUGUCUGUGCUUCAACAACAUGUAUCAUUCUUUGAUCAAGAUGGCGAUGGCAUUAUUCGCCCAUCUGAUACUUACCGAGGAUUUCGAGCACUGGGAUUCAAUGCCAUUGCAUCUUUGUUCUUCAUGAUCUUUAUACAUGCAGCACUGAGUUAUGCUACUCUCCCAACUUGGAUACCUUCACCUUUCUUCCCAAUACAUUUAAAAAACAUCCACAGAGCAAAGCAUGGAAGUGAUUCAGGGACCUAUGACACUGAAGGAAGAUUCAUUCCAGCACAUCUUGAGAAUAUAUUUAGCAAAUAUGGUCGAACUCAUCCUGACAAGCUUACUUUGAGAGAAAUUUGGCACAUGACUCAGGCAAACCGUGAUACUUUCGAUUUCUUUGGCUGGUUUGCAAGCAAAUUGGAGUGGGGAGCUUUAUACGUUCUUGCCAAAGACGAGAAUGGGUUCUUAUCAAAGGAAGCUGUGAGGCGUUGCUUUGAUGGAAGUCUAUUUGAUUACUGUGCCAAAAUGCAAAAAGGUGUUGCUGAUAAAUUGGGGUAAAAUCACCCAAAAACUACAUUAAAUCAUUUAUUUUUUCUUUUUUUUUUCAUAUCUGUCACAAUAUUCAAAAUUUUGCCUAUUCUUUUAUUUUUUUUUUGUCAAUAUUCAGACCUGAGAAACUUCUAGAAACAUCCAU